AACACAACGCGAUCCUCUCUCUCUCUCUCUCAGAAUCUAGCUUGCAAUCCUUACUCGCCACAAAAUCAAAGGCUUCCUUCCACUGAGAGAGAACACACUCGUUCGAAUCAAAAUCAAAACGAGAAAAAGAAAAUGUCGGUGACUCUGCACACAAACCUAGGCGACAUCAAAUGCGAAAUCUUCUGCGACGAGGUCCCCAAAUCCUCCGAGAAUUUUUUAGCACUAUGUGCAAGUGGUUACUACGAUGGAACUAUAUUUCACCGCAACAUUAAGGGUUUUAUGAUUCAAGGUGGAGACCCAACUGGAACUGGCAAAGGGGGAACUAGUAUAUGGGGCAAGAAAUUUAACGAUGAGAUAAGAGAAUCUCUGAAGCACAAUGCAAGAGGAAUAUUGGCAAUGGCCAAUAGUGGUCCAAAUACUAAUGGAAGCCAAUUUUUCUUAACUUUCGCAAAGCAACCCCAUUUAAAUGGGCUAUACACUGUGUUUGGCAAAGUAAUUCAUGGAUUUGAAGUGCUCGAUCUCAUGGAGAAGACACAAACAGGGGCAGGGGACCGACCACUUGCGGAGAUUAGGCUCAAUCGUGUAACAAUACAUGCUAAUCCACUUGCUGGUUAGCCUUUUGUCUCAACAGUUUUUUUUUAUGUAAAAUUUCAGUUUUUGUUUUUAAAAAAUGAUCUAGCUUAAAGGGAAGGAGAAAGUGAAUUCUUAUGUACUAAUUUGAGUACUUGUUCAUACCUACUGAUUCAAAGUAGCAUUUUGAUUGAUCAAGUGUAGUAAAAUGUAUAAUGAUUUAUGAGAUAUGCAUGGAAUACGAUAAGCACAUAUUUAUGGAUAUUUCAAGUGGCGAAAUUGUAUGAUGUGAGA
Glycine soja is the source of this 864-nucleotide messenger RNA. RefSeq names its product peptidyl-prolyl cis-trans isomerase CYP18-1. The coding region runs from base 133 to 615 and encodes 160 amino acids. The transcript has 5 exons. The record is from RefSeq and is a predicted model, not a curated record. Gene Ontology annotation, cellular component: catalytic step 2 spliceosome. Gene Ontology annotation, molecular function: peptidyl-prolyl cis-trans isomerase activity. NCBI's taxonomy places the organism in Eukaryota, Viridiplantae, Streptophyta, Magnoliopsida, Fabales, Fabaceae. Gene Ontology annotation, biological process: protein peptidyl-prolyl isomerization; protein folding.